Messenger RNA from Penicillium waksmanii, 921 nucleotides. RefSeq names its product putative phosphorylase. Gene Ontology annotation, molecular function: ATP binding; ATP:ADP adenylyltransferase activity. The coding region runs from base 1 to 921 and encodes 306 amino acids. The transcript is spliced from 2 exons. Gene Ontology annotation, biological process: nucleotide metabolic process. The record is from RefSeq and is a predicted model, not a curated record. NCBI's taxonomy places the organism in Eukaryota, Fungi, Ascomycota, Eurotiomycetes, Eurotiales, Aspergillaceae.
AUGCCACUCGAUAUAAGUUAUGAUGAAAUUUGCUCCAAAUUCGAUCGGCUUGUCUCGAAUGGCAUAGUUCAGUACCAACCUAGCCACCCCGUCGUCGUUACUGACAGCGGCAUGACUUUUUGUUUCAAUGUGGUUGAGGCACUCAACGAGAAACCACAGGCCGGCGAGCCCUUCAAGAGCGCCCAGUCGAACCUCGGUGAUGGCACCGAUGCGCAGCCCGAAACGUUCGGCCCUGGAAGUGAUUUAGCAUUCGAUCACCCAGAUAUCUGCAUCACCAGAAUCAAUGAAACUCACUUCCUCGUGAUCAAUAAAUUCCCGGUUUUCCGACCGAUGCUACUUCUACUGACGACUGAUUCAUAUCGUCGACAGUAUGAAUUGCUUGACGCCGAGGACAUGGAGGCCGCAUGGAGUCUUGUGUGUGGACUUGAAGUAGAGCAUUUUGCUUUUUUCAACUGCACAGUCACAGCGGGGUCUAGUAGAGCUCAUAAGCAUCUGCAAGUCAUUCCAGCCCCAGGUGCCAAUGAUGGAUAUGCAGACGGAUUCAGGUUCUUUCCAGACUACGACCCUGAGUCCCAAACAGGUACGCCGUCUUGCGUAUACUUCUUGCAGAGGUUCGAAGACCCACCGGAGGGUCAAGAGAGGACCAGCCAGCAGCUCAUGGAAAUAUAUCUACGGCUUUUGCGACAAACACGCGAGGUUUUGAAGAUCAAUGAGGGCCCGUGUCCCCAUAAUUGGAUACUCACAAAACGAUGGAUGGUGGUUGUUCCUCGACAGAAUAAGUUGUACAGGGGACUCAGUGCAAAUUCACCAGGCAUGAUUGGAUCGGUUUACAUCGCAAAUCAGAGUCAAUUUGAUGCAUGGAAGGAGGCUGGACCCCAAAGGGUUCUAGCGGGAUUAGGCCUUCCCCGAGUGGAAUCCUGA